AUGACAGGGGAAGGGCGAGGAUUUGAGAUAGCUCAAGGCCGUUUGGGGCCUGGGCGAAUUCACCACUCCAUGCGUUCAAUUGGACUAGCAGAACGAUCACUCGAACUUAUGGUUCAGCGGUCUUUAGAGAGAGUGGCCUUUGGAAAGCGUUUGGCCGAAAAGGUUUGUAGUAGAAGGUUCAAGGUCCUGUUACACGACUGAAUCUGUUAGCCAAACAUGGCAAUUUGAUCCUACUGGUAGGUAAAACGUGUACGCCGGACGAUAACGUUGAGAAGUUUUGUUGCCAACGAGGCUUAGGGACUAGGCAAGGCCACAAGUAGUAAUACCACUUACCUCAAUAGAUUAUACUCGUGAUAAGGAACCCGUCGUAUGAUAGUCUGGUCGUGUAUUGCAGUUACUAAAACGUUGUAUCACUGAUGUUUCUUUAGGGAAUGGUACAGGAGCAGAUCGCUCUAUCAAGAAUUGAAAUUGAACAGGCCAGACUGCUUGUGCUGAAGGCGGCACACACCAUCGAUUGCCAUGGAAACAAAGCUGCAAGAAAACAGGUGGAUAUGUCAGCAGUAUUGAGAGCACAGGGCAACCAGGGCUGUCGGGAAUGUCACACGUGUGUUACCCCUUAGUUCUAGUCUACAGGGCCCAGUUGUUCGAAGGCCGAUUAGCGCUUAACCCGGGGUUAAAAUUAACCCAGGUUUCUUUUUCUUCUGUUUAAAAGCAUUUUCUGGUAUAAUUUUCUGUGCUAUUUUUUGAGCUUUUAAUUAUCAACUUGUAGACAAAAAGAAUUAUAGCUGAAAGGCUUUUUAAGCUUUCAAUUCUGAAUUCAAAUCUCGCUCUAACCCUGGGUUAUCUUAACCCAGCUUUGAACAACUCGGCCCAGUUUAGUGUGACUUAAGUUAGUGACCAAGCCGAAUUGAUCUUCCUCAGUUGUUGCAACGUGCGUUCUUCGUUGAGAGCUUAAGCAACGACGACGGCGACGGCGACGAGAUCGGCAAAUAAAACAAAAGGUUUACAGGGUUUCGUACGGGUCAUGGAAAACCUGGAAAGUCAUGGAAUUUAAGCAUUUCAUUUUCAAGGCCUGAAAAGGCAUGGGAUUUAAUUGUCGGUCCUUGAGAGUCGUGGAAAAUUAAAAUUUUGUUUGAUAGAUUAGUUACUGCCGUCUGCCGUCGCUACACGGUUACAACCGGUGAAAGUGCCUAAUUUCACGUUUUGUCCAGGACAAGGCAAGGACAAUAUAAAACAGAGAGAAGUAAUUGAACAGCGCGAACGGCACGCAUUUUGGUGGACACCAGAGUUUGUGUCUGUUGAACUGUUUACGGCCCAGAAAUACCCUAAAACAAGGAAAGUCCUAAAAAGGUUUGAAAGUGAUAGCUAAACCUAAGUUCUUGGAAAAAUUUAGAAGGUCAUGGAAAAAGUCAUGGUAUUUGAAAAGCUCAAAACAGUACGAACCCUUGGGUUUAUAAUUAGAUUGGAAAAACAACAUUUUUGCACGUGCAUCACGCUUUUUUGUACAUUUCUUUGCCGCCGCUACACGGCCACAACCGGUGAAAGUGCCUAAUUUCAUUUUGUCCAGGACGUGAACGAAGACAACGACUUUCUUGUACUUUUCCUGAACUUUGAUGUAGUGUUUUAGAAUUCAACUCCAGAAAUUUUGCAAACAUUUGACGAAUUGAACGAGUUGGAAUAAGCGCGAUAAAGUUUGAAGCAGCGCGAAUUCACGUUUAUAGUGACGCUUUCGUAGACCUCGCCGUACGUCGUUGUCGCGUAAGCUCCCUAAUGUUCUCUAUCUCAACUUGAAGUUUGUCUGGCGGCUCUGUGUGAGAAAGAAAGUACGGAGCUGUGAACACGAAUGAAACAGCUGAACCUUUUCUUGUAUAUACCUCUUUUUUGGUAAUUAAGUAGUGUACUGUUAUAGCAAGAUUAGUUUGAUGGCGAAAAUUUCAGUAGUGAUCUGUCUUGCUAUGACAAAUUUCUCUCUUGAUUUGCUUACCUGGUGAACCUACCAAAUUCCAGCGGAGAAUUGCUUGAAAAAGAGUGGCACAAGACUGUUUUACAUCGAUUCAGAACUUCACAAUUUAACUCUUGCAGAUUGCUAAGGCAAAGAUCGCAGUUCCUCGCAUGGCCUGUAACGUUAUUGACCGAGCGAUUCAGGUGCAUGGUGGGAAGGGAGUAUCCCAGGAUACACCGCUGGCUUAUUUCUAUACAGGAGCUCGGAGUCUGCGCAUUGCUGAUGGCCCGGAUGAGGUUCAUUUGGAGGCAGUGGCUAAACUUGAGCUAAAGGAAGCACUUAAGUCCAAGAUGUAA
Porites lobata is the source of this 2298-nucleotide messenger RNA. Lineage: Eukaryota; Metazoa; Cnidaria; Anthozoa; Scleractinia; Poritidae. The record is from the annotation of a GenBank genome assembly.